Messenger RNA from Vespa mandarinia (Asian giant hornet), 1454 nucleotides. Its product is annotated as transmembrane protein 145. The record is from RefSeq and is a predicted model, not a curated record. Lineage: Eukaryota; Metazoa; Arthropoda; Insecta; Hymenoptera; Vespidae. Gene Ontology annotation, biological process: response to pheromone; G protein-coupled receptor signaling pathway.
UACUCAGUCUUUGUACUAGUUAUGAUUGAGUACAUUCUUUUCCGAUCCGCUAGUAUAUAGAGUUAAUUAUGUCAAGUAAAUUUUUAAGAUUCUGCAUUACUUUGUUAACCUUGUUGCAUCAUAUAAAUAGUAAAAUACUUCGUGGGACUCUCGUAACGCGUGAUAAUUGGGCCUUUCUUGCAAGAUUUUGUUUUCUCACAAAACAAGGCAUAUUUCGAUAUGAUUUAGAAAUUGAGGGUGAAAAUAGUUCGCUAAAUCUUUUACUGUAUUAUGAUGCGCCUCAUCAAUGGCCUAGUGUGUAUCCUUCAAACAAAACAUGCGAAGAAAAAGAAUCUAUUUUAAGCAUAACAAAUGGUCAGAUAGUACAAUUGUCUGCAUUGACAUCAAUCAAAUCUGGAUGUGAUGUAAAAAAUAAUUCAUCGCUACAUUGCAAUAGCUACAGAAGAUUUCAAUCAUCCAGACCAACAUGGUGGUUCAUCGUAUUAUCAGAUUGUUCUACUAAAACAGGUUUAAAUGUUACAUAUUGGAUUUCAUUAACAAAUGCACCUCCAGGUAACAUAUGGAAAGAACACUUUUCUGCGGAUGAAUUUUAUAUACUACCAGAAUUACUAAUAACAGCUUGCAUUUAUAUAGUACUUCUCAUAUUAUGUUUUUAUGUAGCUGUACAAUUACGUUCAAGAAGACUCCUACAUGUUUCAUAUAAAUUAUUUAUGGGUUCUCUUCUAUGUCAGCUAAUGGGCAUUUUAUUAGAAAUUUACAGUUAUUUUAAUCUCGCAUUGAAAGGAGUUUUUAUAACUAGUGCUUCUUUAGUGGGUCAUCUUUUAGAAGCAUGUUCAGAAACUUUAUAUACAGUGCUUAUGCUACUGUUAGCAUUCGGCUACACUAUCACUAAAAGUGCAUUAACACCUAAACAAAUUCGAUGGCUUACAUAUUUCAUUUGUCUUAGUGCAGCUUGUCAACUGGCAUUAUAUAUGUAUCAAUUUGAGAUCUUUGAUCCUGGUUUAGUCCUUUAUAUCUAUGAAUCACCACCAGGUUAUGGACUAGUAGCAUUGAAAUUGAUUGCAUGGAUUAUAUUUGUUCUUCGUUGUUUUAAAACAACUAAGAAGAUGACAAAAAAAGUCCAUUUUUAUGCAUCUCUACUUUCUUUAGGAUCAGCAUGGUUCUUAUGUCAUCCGUUGACGGUACUGUGUAUUACUGUGCUUGUAGACAAGUGGAUAAGGGAGAGUGUUGUAAGAGGAUGCUCUCUUUGGAUUGUUCUUGUGGGGCAUGCAACAUUUCUUUACGUUACACGGCCUACUAUUGCAAAUUCGCGUUUUCCAUUUCAUAUUAGAACAUGCCAAGUAGUUCCAGUUGGCGGUAAUGGACAAAAUCACAGUUAUGAGCCUCGAUUCCGAAAAGUAGUUACAGCAUUCACAAUCUCAUAAUUGUUAUUAUCUCUUCCUCUUAUUCUUAGG